AUGGCUCCCACCAACCUUCCCACCAUCCCUGCCAUGAACCGCGACAAGCCUCUUUUCCCCACUGGUACUGCAGAGGGUGAGGCUACCGUCAUUUUCGUCCUGGGUGGUCCUGGUGCUGGCAAGGGCACUCAAUGCAGCAACAUUGUCCGCGACUACAAGUUCAAGCAUCUCUCUGCUGGUGAUUUGCUGCGUGAAGAGCAAGACCGCAAGGGCAGUGACUUUGGCGACCUGAUCAAGGAAUACAUUCGCGACGGCAAGAUCGUUCCCAUGGAAGUCACCAUCCAAUUGCUCGAGAACGCCAUGCAGGCCACCAUCAAGAACGACGGCAUCAACAAGUUUUUGAUUGACGGUUUCCCUCGCAAGAUGGACCAGGCUAUUCAAUUCGAAAAGUCCGUCUGCAAGAGCAACUUCACUCUGUUCUUUGAGUGCACCGAGAAGGUCAUGGAGGAGCGUCUGCUCAACCGUGGCAAGACCAGUGGCAGAGCCGAUGACAACGAAGAGAGCAUCCGCAAGCGUUUCAGAACUUUUGUCGAGACCAGCAUGCCCGUUGUUGACUACUUCGAGAAGGAUGGCCGUGUCGUCAAGAUCCAGGCUGUUCAGACCCCUGACGAGGUCUACGAGCACGUCAAGCUCGGCUUUACUGAGCGUGGUAUCAAGCUCGUCUAG
Messenger RNA from Aureobasidium musti, 666 nucleotides. The record is from the annotation of a GenBank genome assembly. NCBI's taxonomy places the organism in Eukaryota, Fungi, Ascomycota, Dothideomycetes, Dothideales, Saccotheciaceae.